Messenger RNA from Micropterus salmoides (largemouth bass), 1303 nucleotides. RefSeq lists its product as uncharacterized. The transcript has 9 exons. The coding region runs from base 48 to 962 and encodes 304 amino acids. NCBI's taxonomy places the organism in Eukaryota, Metazoa, Chordata, Actinopteri, Centrarchiformes, Centrarchidae. The record is from RefSeq and is a predicted model, not a curated record.
AAUUGCAUAUCUUAUCAAACUAUUGCAGAACCACACUCAAACAGAAAAUGUCUGAAAGAGCAGAACAGACUGCAGUCUCUUGUGUAAAAGCUCUCAAGGCUUUUGUUGAAAAUGGAAAAGCUCUGCUGGACCUCGCCGAGAAAGAGAGCAGGGAAGGCUCUGUCCAGGAAUUCAUCAGGCAGAAAAUCCGCAUAGAGCAAAAACAGUCACUGCUGGGUCUGAUUGAAGCUGGUGCAGCUUUGUACAGAAGUUUGUCUGUUAAGAGGAAAAAGGAGGCAGAGGAUCUCUGGAGAAAAAACAAUCACUGUGUUGCUUUACGGGACGCAGUGCAGGACUUUCAGGAACUAGCAGUGCAGUGGGAUGCCUUUCUGCUGCGUUUGGAUGAUGAGUUACAACUGAGUGCUAAAAUACUGGAUGGGGACCAUCAGUCAAAUUAUAUUUCACCAGAUACGUCUCUCAUCGAUGCCAGAACAGGAGAAACAGUGACAUUAGAGAAAUAUCUUGGGAAAGGUAAAAAGGUCCUGCUGGUGUUAAUCCGUCAGUUCUCCUGUCUGCUCUGCCGUCUCCAUCUUAAAGAUCUGGAGAAGAGUCAGAGGUCCCUGGAUGCAAACUCAAUUGAAGUGGUGGUCGUUUCAUUUGGCUGUCAGGAGGGAGCUUCACACUGGCUGCAGGAGACUGGCUGUCAGUACGACAUGCUUUUGGAUCGUGAUAGGAAGAUAUACGCAGAAUUCGGCCUGGGAGCGUCUCUGAAGAAAGUAUUAAGCUUCAGUAACAUGCUGCUCUAUGCUGAAUAUGUGGUUGACAAUAUGGAGUUUCCCCGAGGGCUUCCAUCGAUUGAAGAUGACAUGUUUCAGCUGGGAGGGGACUUUGUUUUGGAUGAACAUGGGAGGGUGCUGUUCUCUCACUGCUGCCAGAGUCCCAUAGACAGACCCUCAGUGGAGGACAUUUUAUCUGCACAGUAAAGAUGCAGCUCCUUCGUGCACUAAACAGGUUAAUUAAAGAAGAACUGAAACAGGUGAUGUCAGCUGAUAAACCUCUUGUAUCAGUUUAAAAUAGGAGUGAUUGCUAGGCCAAGCUGUGAGCUGAUACAUAACAAAUCUGAAGGUUUACGGUUGAUAUGAGAAAUAUGAAAAUAGAAAUGGAACAUGUAUUUUGUUCUUUUAGUGGAUUUAAGUCGAAAAUUAUAGAUAUUUACAUCCAAUAAAAUGUUACUGUACAAUUAUCUGACUCUUACUUUUAUAAUGAAACGGACAGAUUACUUUGUUUUGAAUAUCUAAUUAAAAACAUGAAUCUCUUAAAUAAA